This is a messenger RNA of Nasonia vitripennis (jewel wasp), 5525 nucleotides long. RefSeq names its product POU domain protein CF1A (gene vvl). Bases 517 to 1917 code for a protein of 466 amino acids. Gene Ontology annotation, biological process: regulation of transcription by RNA polymerase II; brain development. Lineage: Eukaryota; Metazoa; Arthropoda; Insecta; Hymenoptera; Pteromalidae. Gene Ontology annotation, molecular function: RNA polymerase II cis-regulatory region sequence-specific DNA binding; DNA-binding transcription factor activity, RNA polymerase II-specific. Gene Ontology annotation, cellular component: nucleus. The transcript has a single exon. The record is from RefSeq and is a predicted model, not a curated record.
CCGCCGCAGCCGCUGACGAGAGAGCUCGGGCUCGCUCGCUCGCUUCGAGCCAGUCAGUCGCUCUCACUGCUCUACGACAUGCAUAACGCAUGAGAGAGCCAGUCCGCGAGAUCCAUCUUUUCUCUCUCUUUCCGUCUCUCUGUCCAGUCUCGAUACUCGAGUCAGCGGGAGUCAGCGGGAGUCAGAACGGCAGGCAGCAGCAGAGACUCGAGCCAGUCCGCGGCAGUGAGUGCGCGAAUGUCGAGACAGUUGGCAGCGCGAGCCUGCACCAUGCAACUGCGAGCCGAGUGUUUUUCCGUGGAUUACAGUGCGGCCGAACAAGCUCGAUCGUAGUUCGUUCGUUCGUUCGUUCGUUCGCCCGUUCGGUCGUUCGUCGACAAGUGCUCAGUACCCAAGUAGUAUAAUAGGGAAGAGAGGCUGCUCCGCUCGGCGUGUGACAACGUGUCGGAAUCGAAGAGCGCGAGACAGAAUCAGGAGAGAGCCAGGAGAGCGUGCAGCCAGGCGCGCCAGGAGUAGAUGGCCGCUACGACGUACAUGCCGAUUAGCAGCGCAGUGUCUAACGAGCUGGAUGGUGGCACGGGAUCCGCGAGCGGGAUGAACAUCGCCGUGGGCGGCUACUCGUCGGGCUCGCCGCGCAGCGCGGCCGACGCCGGGGAGAUGAAGUACAUGCCCGCGCCCCAGCACCACCACCACCACCACCACCACCACCAGAUGACCUCGUCGCCCUCGCCGAACGGGCUCUCGCACCCGGCGAGCCUCAGCUCGGCGAACCCCUGGGCGAGCCUGCAGCCCGGCAGCGAUCCCUGGGCGGCCAGCAUGGGCAUGCACCACCCGACGCACCACCCGCACCACCACCCGCACCAGAGCAACUCGUCGCUCGACGUCAAGCCCCUCGCGGCGGCCGCGGCCGCGGCCAGCGCCAACGACGGCCAGGGCAUGCACGGCGGCGGCGGCGGCGGCGGCGGGCACCGGGGCGGGCCCCACCAGUCGCCCGGCAUGGCCUCGCCGCACUCGUGGCACGCGCCCGUGGUGCCCUCGGCCCACUACAACCCGAGCGGCGGCUCGCCCUCGCCGGCCACCCUGCAGCAGUACCACGCCGCGAUGAACGGCAUCCUGCACCAGCACAACCCGCACCAGCACCCGCACCAGCUGCACAACCACCAGGCGGGCCUGCAGCACCACCUGCGCGACGCCCACAACCACAGCCCGCCGUCGGGGCACCCGCUGCACCCGGGCGCCGGGGGCCACCCCCUCGACAGGGAUCACAGCGCCGGCGAGGAGGACACGCCGACCUCCGACGACCUCGAGGCCUUCGCCAAGCAGUUCAAGCAGCGGCGCAUCAAGCUCGGCUUCACCCAGGCCGACGUCGGCCUCGCGCUCGGCACCCUCUACGGCAACGUCUUCUCCCAGACGACGAUAUGCAGGUUCGAGGCGCUGCAGCUCAGCUUCAAGAACAUGUGCAAGCUCAAGCCGCUGCUGCAGAAGUGGCUCGAGGAGGCCGACUCCUCGACGGGCUCGCCCACCAACAUCGACAAGAUCGCCGCCCAGGGCCGCAAGCGCAAGAAGCGCACGAGCAUCGAGGUCUCGGUGAAGGGCGCCCUCGAGCAGCACUUCCACAAGCAGCCCAAGCCCUCGGCCCAGGAGAUCACCAGCCUCGCGGACAGCCUGCAGCUGGAGAAGGAGGUCGUGCGGGUCUGGUUCUGCAACCGGCGGCAGAAGGAGAAGCGCAUGACGCCGCCCAACACGCUCGGCGACGGCAUCAUCGAGGGCAUGCCCCCGGGCCACCAGGGCCAGGCCGGCCUCCACCAGGGCUACCACCCCCAGGACCACCUUCACGGCUCGCCGAUGGGCCACAGUCACAGCCCGCCGAUGCUCAGUCCUCAGGGCCUCACGGCGCACUCGCUCGCGGCCCACUAGCGUUCGCCGGGGCCUCCCCCCCUGGGCCUCGUCACCUCUCAGGCCAACUCGCUCGCCGGCAACGCGCCGGAGUCCGUCUUGCCGCCCUUCUAUCACCACUACCUCCAGGCGCGCUCGAGCAGCUACUCCAGCGGCUCGUAGCUGCUCGCGGCCGCCAGCUGCGCCGCGACCUUCGACCUGCUCCAGGGAUGAGCCGGGAAUCGAGGAUCGGGGAGACUCGCGCAAGAGGAUGGACGAGGGACAGACCAGCCGAGGACACACGACUGCACAGUGCGCGUCACCACGGGGAGGCUGCUAAUCACGCGAUCAGCGACAAACUAUGCACUGAAAUAAAGGACUACUUUGACUUUACCGCACACACAGACCCACGAGCGCGCGCGCGCGCGCGCACGCCACGCGAAGCGGGGGAGGAUCGAUCCAGCUCUCGCCGCGAGAUGAUGCCCCGCUUGCGUAGUGAGUAACAGUGCCGCCGCCGACGAUGUAUCUAUUUCUCUAUGCUCUGCAUCGCAUCGUGACGGACACAUACACAGUGCGCGGCCGCUCAAUUAAAAAACACACAGACACACGCCCACACACACACGUACACAACCACACACGCGUUCUAUGUUAGCGGAGAAGCAACGCCGACGGAGAGGCCGCGCGGCGUCGCGGCUCCGUCGGAACCACUGUAACAUAAGUAAAUAUGGACUGUAAAUAAUGUACCAGUUAAAGCUAGUAAGUUCUAAGUGAAGAUUGUAUAAGGCAGAGAGAGAGAGAGAGAGAGAUAGAGGGAGAGAGAGAGAGAGAGCGAGAAUGAUGUAGAGGACAAGCUCGUGCUCCGCGCGAAUCUCGGGGCUUGACAAAAGUGCGACGAGAGAGACAGCAGCAACGGCCGUCGCGAAAAUUCGCGAGAGCGCAGCGAGCUGUCCCGUCGAGACAGACCCGCCAAUUUUAACCACACGAUUCUCUACGCAAGAUUUCAAACGAAUCUCUCGCACGCAAAGUCCCUUCUGUAUAAAAAGAGUAAGUAUAUAAUUACGACGACUAAUGGCAAAUGAGAAUAAAAAAAAAAUAAAAACAAAACAGAUUACGAAUAUAAACGCAAAGAUGUCGACAGAUUUUAGAUAUAUUAUUAAUGAAUUAUAAUUGUCUCUCCUCGUCGUCGUCGUCCUCGUCGUCGUCGUCGUCGUCGCGAUCGUAUAUAUUGUAUAAUAACCGUCGUCGCCGCCCGCGAUUCCGGAUCCGCUGCGAUCAUUCUAUUAUUACUUAUUAUUGUCGGUCUACCACUUAUAAUUAUUAUCGUAACUAUUAAUGUUAGCGCGAGCGUUCACGGCCGGGAUCGAGUGCAGAGUGAGCGAUUAUUUUUACUCUAUUAUGUACAUUCCGUAUGUAUUUCUCUCGCGCGCGACUAGUUUGGAAAAUUUCUUGAACGAAAAAUUCUCGUGGCGAUGGUGUUCGAAGUGUUCGGAGGCCUCAGUCUGCAGUCGAUCUCGCGGCGCCGCGCCGACGCCUUUCAUUAUUAUAUUUGUGUAAUAUUAGUAUUAUGAGAACCUUUUCUUUUUUUGUUCUUUCUUUUGAGUUUAUCAUACGAUGCGAGAUGCGCGAGAACGGUUAGCUCCCGAGUUUUCUGUACAUACUAGGCUCAUUAUUAUUAUUAUCAAUCAAUAUUAUUAUUAUCGUUGUGUGAUGGAUUAAGAAUUUCGCGCGAAAAAUCAAGGGAGGAGACUAUAUGGAUAAUGCGUUGUUUUCUCUCAUUUGAAAUUUCACGAUCGAGAGUCUCUGUGUGUAUCUUCGCUCUUCCGCGAGCGAUCAUUUUGGUUGGCCCAAUUCUCGCGUGUCUCAAAAAUUGGCCGGUUAUUGCAGCGCACAAAGAGUUCAUUCGAAUAUUCGCCGACUUGGGCCCGUCAGAAUGGUCGACUUUUCGCACGUAUGGACAACAACGCUGAAUUCCGCUGAUCCCGGAAUCGACGGACAGACGCGCGCGGUGUUAUAUAUUCGUUCCACGUUUAUUCGGCUAUACACGCUGUAUAAUUUUUCUUUCUCGAUCAGCGAGUCCCGAGAUGACUCGAGCGAGGGGACGCGUUCUCAAUCUAGUUGCUUAUAUGUAUAAAUUAAUUGAUUGUUUCGCGAGAGAGAGAGAGAGAGAGAGAGAGAGAGAGAGAGAGAGAGAGAGAGAGAGAGAGAGAGAGAGAGAGAGAGAGAGAGAGAGAGAGAUAUGUAGAGAAGAGUUGCGCGCGUUGUAAUAUUUUUGUUCAUGUACAUGUAUAUUAUUGCUGCAGCAUAGGCGAAGAGGCUGAGGAGUGAUACGUAGUAGCGAGAAAAUGUCGGGGAGAAUCUCUCGGGUGAGAAAAAAAAACGCAUCGCGAAAGCGCCGAUCGAUCGGUCGUUCGUUCGUUAUUAUUAUUGCAUUAUUAUUAAUAUUAUUAUUAUUGCCCACUUUGGUUUUUGUUAUUUUAAUGAAACGUGAGGAAGAGAAGGAAGGAGAGUAUAUAUUAUAUGAACAUACGUGUACAGACGCCGAGUGGCUGACGAUUUGCGAUGACGAUGUGAUUGGAUAUAUUAUAUAUAGAAAGAACCACGUACGGGGUGAGUGUGUCUCGUUUUUUUUGUUCGGAGCGAAAACUAUAUACAUAAUAUACAUAGAAGAGAAAAGAAAUCCGAUUAUGCGCUGAUGAAAAACUCUCACACUCACACAUCACACAGAGCCGAAAAAUAAAAAUGUAACGUUAUUAUACAGAAGUACCGCGCGCAGAUAACGAAAUUCUUCAAGCUCGACUGGGUGUGUAUGCGUAUACGGACGAAAUGUGUGCGAUCGUUUGCGUUGUGUUUUUUGCUGUGUGUAUAUUGUACAAGGAGCGAGAGAGAGAAAGAGAGAUGCGUGUGACAAAGUAUAUCGAAGUGUUCGAACGAGGCCGGAAUCGUCGUCGUCGUUUUCUCCAAAAUCACGCGGCUCUAUACCGUGUAUAAUUUAUUCUUGAAAAGAAUGAAAAAGUUUAUUUUUGUUAUGUACGCUUGGAGGAUCCAAACACGUGUUGUGUAUAUUUACAUUCGUUUUGUCGUUUCUUUUUUUUUAAUCGAAAAGAGAGAGUCGAAGCGACGACGACGAGGAUUCCGGACAGUCGCGUGUAUGCGUACGAUUUCCUUUCGAAAUGGACGAUUUUUGUGCAAAACUACAGCCGGAUUCCGCUGGUACGGGAAUAUGUGCGCCGUCACACGUACACACAUAAGCUUUUCCGAAUAUGUGGAAAUUUUCAAAAAAGAGACUCUCGAACCAACGAAGCAAUGAGACACCGCAGACACGGACACGCACACACACAUCAGAAUCGAUCGACAAAAUUAAUUUGUAAUACACGCGCGCCGAGAGACGAAAAGCGAGAAUUGAAGUGAGAGAAAAACGAAAAACAAACGAAUAAAUAAUGGUGAAACGAAGAGCCGUUGUUGUGCGAAAAAUCUGACUCCUUCCCCUGUAUAUUAUUAUAUUAAAUAUUAAUUAUUAUUAACGUAAAAAGUAAACGGAGAAAAAAAAAACACGAGAACUGGCGAGUGGUAACGUUUUGUUAGAAUGGCAGAAACUAAAUUACUACUGAAUUUUAAUUAAUAAACGAGAUGAAAGUAUACAACAGUAUAAA